AUGAAAUUUUCGCAUUCGUUGCAGUUCAAUUCUGUUCCUGAAUGGUCUACCAAAUAUCUGGCGUACUCACAGUUGAAAAAACUGAUAUAUUCCUUGCAAAAGGAUAAGCUGUACAGUAGCAACAAGCACCAUGUUGUGCAGCCUCCAGACGCCAAUGACGAAAGUCUGCCGCUCCUGUCAGACGCUUCUCCGGACGACCAAUUUUACAUCUCCAAGUUCGUGGCGGCCUUAAAUCAAGAACUGAAAAAAAUCGAUAAGUUCUAUAUAUCCCAAGAAACAGGCCUUAUCGCCAACUACAACGAAUUGAAGGAUGAUGUCGCGGAACUGGAAAACACCAACAAGGCCAGUCAACUGUUCAAUCAGCAGCAGCAGCAGCAGCAGCAGCAGCAGAGUGGGGCAAGAAACAGAAAGUCCAAGUCACAGCAGCGCCAAAGAAGGUUUAGUAGCGUCUCCUCCACCGACUCGAACCCCUCUUUGACGGACAUGUCCAUCGAUUCCGCGCCCGUCAUCCACACUCAAGUCUCGAACACGAACAACGGGGGUUCGAUACAAAACUUGGCCUCCACCUCAUUGUCCCUUUCCAACACCAACUCGAUGUACCUGUCUCCCUUCACCCAGCAUAGGUUGUCCCUGAAAAAGAGAUUGAUAUCCGUUUACACCCAGUUAUCCGAGCUGAAGGACUUCAUCGAGUUGAAUCAGACCGGGUUCUCCAAGAUCUGCAAGAAAUUCGACAAGUCUUUGAACACCAACUUGAAGCAGAACUACUUGAACUACAUCAAGUUCCACUCGCAUGUCUUCAAUCCUGCUACUAUAAACAGAAUCCAGCACCACAUCACCGAGACUAUUCUCACGUAUGCCAGCUUGAACAAGGGUACCCGCCGACCAUCCAACACCUUUAACUUGGACGCUGACCGCAUCAACAGCAACGGAUACAACAGCAGCGACGAGGAAGAUGUAGAUGGCAACAGGCAGGAAGUCCUCGAGUUCCAGGACGCUGAACGUGAACUGUCCUCCCAUUUGAGAGAUCAUGUCGUUUGGGAAAGAAACACCGUUUGGAAGGAUAUGAUGAAUUUGGAAAGAAAGUACCAGUCUGCCAAGACCGACAACAAGAAAUUCUUGAAGUUAAGUUCCAGCCAAUUGCGUCCCAGUGCCAGUAUCUCCGAAUCUAUGGCGAUGUCAGGCGGAGACGCCCGUAUCAUUGCUCCAUCGUCGGACUCUUUGACUUUCCGUGAGCUCAUGCAUUUACCACCCAGGCAAUGGGUCCAGUUCAUCAUAAACCAGACCUCGUUCCUAAAAUUUGUAUUGAUCACCUGCUGCUUCAUCGCGCUAUUAACUUUCAACUUGACUCCGUUCGCCAAGGAUUCUUUACAGAAAAACUGUUUCGCCAUCUUGAUCUAUGCAUCUUUGCUGUGGGCCACUGAGACAAUCCCUCUUUUCGUGACCUCUCUAAUGAUUCCCCUGCUUAUUGUCGUGUUCCCCGUCAUCAAGGACCCGGUCACCUCCCAGCCUAUGUCCCCUCGUGAUUCCUCCCAGUUUAUACUAUCGACAAUGUGGUCCAGUGUCAUCAUGCUUUUGCUAGGCGGGUUCACUUUGGCUGCUGCCCUUUCCAAAUACAACAUCGCCAAAGUGCUUUCCACGCACAUCUUGGCUUCCGCCGGUACAAACCCGCAUUUCAUUCUCUUAACGAAUAUGUUCGUAGCGCUCUUUGUCUCCAUGUGGGUCUCCAAUGUGGCUGCGCCCGUCCUUUGUUAUUCCAUCGUUCAACCUUUGCUAAGAACGCUACCAAGGAAUUGCUCCUACGCCAAGGCUCUGAUUUUAGGGAUUGCUCUCGCCUCCAAUAUCGGUGGUAUGUCUUCUCCCAUUGCUUCUCCUCAAAAUAUUAUCUCCAUCGGUAUAAUGGACCCUUCGCCAUCCUGGGCGGAGUGGUUCAUGAUCGCCCUGCCUGUGUGCUUCAUUUGUCUCAUGGCGACCUGGGUUCUGUUGAUUAUAACUUUCCCUCCUGAACCAAACGUGAAAAUCUUACAAUUGCAUCCAUCACGCGACCCGUUCACUUUGAAACAAUGGUUUGUCACUUUAGUGUGUAUCACCACAAUUGUUCUUUGGUGUCUCUCCAACCAAAUCUCCGGUAUUUUUGGUGAAAUGGGCAUAAUUUCAAUCAUACCCAUCGUAGUCUUCUUCGGUACAGGGCUGUUAACCUCAGACGAUUUCAACAACUUCAUGUGGACGAUCGUUGUUUUGGCCAUGGGGGGUACCACCUUAGGGAAAGCGGUGAGCUCAUCUGGCUUAUUGGCCACAAUGGCAGAACUAAUUAAGGCGCAAAUUGAGCAUGAACCAAUCUUUAUCAUUGUGUUGAUCUUUGGUCUCGUGAUCCUUGUAAUGGCAACUUUUGUCUCCCAUACCGUCGCUGCGAUGAUCAUAGUCCCAUUAAUGAGUGAAAUUGGUUCCAACCUACCCUCAGGUGACCAUUCCAGAUUAUUGAUUGUUAUAGCCGCGCUAUUAUGUUCCAGUGCGAUGGGUCUCCCAACUUCUGGUUUCCCCAAUGUUACUGCCAUUUCAAUGAUUGAUGAAGUCGGUGAUAGGUAUUUGACCGUGGGCACAUUUAUUACAAGGGGUGUUCCAGCAAGUUUAUUGAGUUAUGCCACCAUUGUUACAGUAGGCUAUGGCCUAUUAAAGCUAAUGGCGUUCUAG
Messenger RNA from Saccharomyces kudriavzevii IFO 1802, 2688 nucleotides. RefSeq names its product Pho91p (gene PHO91). The coding region runs from base 1 to 2688 and encodes 895 amino acids. The transcript has a single exon. Lineage: Eukaryota; Fungi; Ascomycota; Saccharomycetes; Saccharomycetales; Saccharomycetaceae. Gene Ontology annotation, biological process: polyphosphate metabolic process; monoatomic anion transmembrane transport; phosphate ion transport. Gene Ontology annotation, molecular function: phosphate transmembrane transporter activity. The record is from RefSeq and is a predicted model, not a curated record. Gene Ontology annotation, cellular component: membrane.